Molecule: messenger RNA, 1034 nt
Organism: Gekko japonicus
Lineage: Eukaryota; Metazoa; Chordata; Lepidosauria; Squamata; Gekkonidae
Product: protein Jumonji-like
Exons: 4
Source: RefSeq, a predicted model, not a curated record
GGCUCCGGCGCUGCUGCUCGAGUUGUCUUGUGCUGCAGCAGUGGAAACGUGACUUCCAAGAUUUUUUUUUUUAAAAAAGGAAAAUAUCACCCCCCUUCUCUUCUCCCCCUCCCCUUCCCCAAGAUGUAAACUACACCUCGGACAUUACGGGCCUACAGAUCGCUUUUGGUGGCUUUGGAAGGGUGAAAAAAAAAGGGGGGGCAAUCAAGGGCGUCUUUUUGUGUGUUUGUGUGUGUGUGUUUAAGGGCGUAAAAAUUCCAUUAUGAAUGUCCCCCUCUAAAGUGGAGAUUUCCCCCCCCUUCCUAUAUUCCGUCUUUUCUUCUUCUCCUUCGCCUUCUUCUCUUUUGACCCCGCCACCCAACAUAUUUUGGAUUUAUUACAAGGAGAAUUGCAUUGUGUGCGAAGAAAAUCGGAUUACAAGGAAACCACUACAAACCAGAAACCACACAAAAAAAGGAUUCCUCCCCUCCUUCCAAAUUGGUUGCGGCUUUUAAUUCAUGAAGCAGUUUCCCCCAUUUGCAAUCCGAACCUGGAUAUCAGAAUGAGCAAAGAAAGACCCAAGAGGAAUAUUAUUCAAAAGAAAUACGAUGAUAGUGAUGGGAUUCCUUGGUCAGAGGAGAGGGUGGUACGAAAAGUCCUUUACUUAUCUCUAAAGGAAUUCAAGAAUUCGCAGAAGAGGCAGCACGGUGACGGCAUCAACGGGAGCCUCAAGGGUGUGAAUGGACUCCUUAGUAACGGCCAGUCUAAAGGAUUAGGACCGGGGUCGGAACACCUAGAGAACGAGAAGGACGAUGCCUCACAAGUAUCCUCCACUAGCAACGAUAUUAGUUCUUCAGAUUUUGAAGAAGGGCCGUCAAGGAAAAGGCCGAGGCUGCAAGCACAGAGGAAGUUUGCUCAGUCCCAGCCAAACAGCCCCAGCACAACUCCCAUAAAGAUAGUGGAGCCAUUAUUGCCCCCUCCAGCAACGCAGAUUUCUGACCUCUCCAAAAGGAAGCCCAAGACGGAAGAUUUCCUUACGUUUCUCUGCCUUCGAG